AUGAGGAAUGUGCGCGGGAGAAUGCUCGCGGUAGCGUUCUGCCUCCUAGGUGCAGUCCACCUGAUCUCAACAGCCUCCCUUAAGGAAAAUGAACAACGCCACCGUCAACACCUUGAUCCAGUGCACCACCAGCAACAUCAAGAAACUCCUGUGCUGGACGUGCAGCGUCGUACACGUGGGGUCGAACAAUGGCUCUCACUAAUCUCCGAAAUAGCACGCGUUGGUGCAAAGAGCGAGCUCUCUCGCAGCGGGAACACUUUCAACAAUAUAUUUUUACCAUCCCCGAUCAAGUUGGAUGGACAAAAUACCACGUUGCAGUUAGUACUGAUCCCGGUGCCGGGGGUACCCUCACAGUAUAGGCAAAGUCUGCAAUUCGAUACCCUCGCACCCAACUUCGCAUCGGUAUUCACCACCCCCAACGUGUCCCCACCAAACAUUGAGCAAUCUGUAAUUACUAGCAAUGUCCACACCCCGUAUUACAUACCUCCGCAGUCUAGCACUCAAGAUCCGAACCUCCGCGGUCCAACCUCUCACCACGUGUACCAGUCGACCUCUUCCCCAGGCCGCAAACCAACAACUCAGCCGCCACAGGUUGAUAAGUAUGAGGUGAACCAACUUCCAGUUGUCAAUUUGAAGAAAACCCAAGAGAGUGUGUCAAAUGAUAAGCGCCGAGCACAAAAUUCUCUUAUCUUCUUACCAGUUGAGGACUCGCAGCAACUACUUAUGCAGUUCCGCGCUCAGCUGCCGAGAACACCUUCAUGGCCACCCAUCGUUAUAGAGCCUUUGGUAGUCAAUGCCACAGACGACGAGGUGGUGGAAGUGUCUGAAAUAGGCGAAGAACAGCAGUCCACUUCCUCUAAUGAAAACGGCCAAUACGGACCCUCUGAAUCGACGAAAAAUUGUCGCAGCGCAUGCCAGGAAAGCUCGAGCAAUUACGGUACAGGACCUGACCCUGUUAGUGGAGAAGCACCCCCAUCACCGCCACUACCACGCUUUGAGCGUUCCAUAAUGGUAGAAGCUGUUCUCUCCGUACCCAGAGCCGACUACUCCGAACCCUACACUCUCUGGUGGGAUGCGGCGAGUGGUGCAUCCCGUAUUGAACACCACGGAGGUACAGCGUCCAGUUACCGCAUCAUGCAUCUCGACGGGCACGUGCAGUCUGUGCACGUACGUCUUGACCGAACGGGUGAGUCAGAUGUACGACGCUGUACACUCUUGGAGCCACGCCGCGUUACGCUAGCCGAGCGGGCAAUACCCGUGUUACCUGAUAUCUCAGGAUUCAAGUUUGCCGGGUACAUCGAGGUGAAGUCAAUCCCAAAAGUGAUGCUAUCACGUGUGGAGCGUUGGGUUAACAUCGUGAGUGCACCGGCCGGAGCAAGUGGAGCGUCACGCGGGGAGGUGCUUACCUAUCGUCACGAGCUUCUUGUAGCAAGAGCUCAAGAUAACCUGACCACCACGCCACUCCGGUACGCCGUAGCUGUUGAUAGCUCCGUACUCGGCGUAAAUUGCGACUCAUAUAUACACCGCUUCUUGAAAGUUUACACUCGUAAUCACGACUCUUCCACAUUUAGCUUCGAUAUAGCUGACGCGUGUGAUCACCUUAAAAAAAUUGAUGAGAUGGAAUUAGUGGAACCCUUUCGAGAGUUUACGAAGCUACAGCGAGAUCCAAAAUAUGAUGACAUGCUUACUAGGUUCAAGAGGCAAAACAACCGUCAGUAUGCAGACGAUUUAGAAGAAACGAUUCGCAAAAAUAUUCUAAUACAAAGCUCGCGGUUCAUGUCCUCUGGUAAUCGAAAGGGUUCCAGUUUAGAACUGGGGAUGAACUUCCUGGCAGAUCGCUUGAGAGAUGAAAUGAAGCCAUUGUAUGGCAUUGAUCCCUCUGUCUCUUCCGAUGGCGAUAUGUUUCCUCAUAGCAAAGAAGAGCUCCGUCGCAUGAGCAGUCGAUUGCCACAGAAAUUCGACUGGAGAGAACGUGGUGGCGUCACUCACGUGCGUAAUCAAAGUUUAUGUUCUUCGUGCUGGGCUUUUACGGUAGUAGGCGCUGUAGAGGGAGCUCUGUUUGCAAGAACCGGCCAUCUGGUGCCACUCAGCGAACAAGUCCUCUUGGACUGCGGCCACCGGUCCGGGGCCAAAGGAUGCGGACCGACUUGGCCAAGGUUUGCUUACGACUAUAUUCGGGACAAUGGACUGCCAGCGCUUGACGAGUAUAGUCCCUACGUAGCCAAGGUGCAGGAAUGUAAUGCAGACCGCGUAGCGCCCGUGACUCGGAUUAGCAGUCAUGUCAACGUCACCAGCAAGAACUUACUCGCACUCAAGGUGGCGAUCCGGAAGCACGGGCCCACGGUUGUACUCAUGGAUGGAGACACCUCCAGUUUACAGUUGUACAAAAAAGGUUUCUAUCAUGACGCUAAAUGUAAAAAGAAUAGUUCGUCCCACGCUAUGUUGGCUGUGGGAUGGACUGUGCACCGAGGUGAAACUUACUUCAUUCUGAAGAACUCGUGGAGUGUCGGCUGGGGUGAGGAGGGCUACAUAUACAUGCGUGGUGCAACAAACACGUGUGGUCUGCUGCGGCUGCCUUCGUACCCAGUUCUGCAACGAAACAACGUGCUGCGUAUACCUUCCUCAGCGCGCUCAGCCGUUGCACCAGUCAAAACCUCCGAAUUAGCAAGAAUGAGCAAAGCAUUUUUUGUUAUAUGA
Molecule: messenger RNA, 2697 nt
Organism: Arctia plantaginis
Lineage: Eukaryota; Metazoa; Arthropoda; Insecta; Lepidoptera; Erebidae
Source: the annotation of a GenBank genome assembly